AAAUGAGGUUUAUUUGAGAGUUGAGAGAAAGAGGAGAUUUCAGCAGCCGGGGCAGUAUUGAACUAAUAAAUUAAAGGGAUUUUAAAGAAGAUGACAAAUUAAAAGCAGUGUGAGAUCACAGAUGAGAUGCGAAUGGUGUGGUUUUGCUGUACGCCGGUACCCGUGAGAGGAUAGAUAUCAUAAAUUAAUGAAGGAGCUGAGGAGGAUGUUCCAUGGUUCAUGGUUGGCCCCAAAACAAAACCAGAAACAUUUUUUUAUUAAUCUCAAAAUUUUUUACAACAUUAUGAACUGAACUACAGUGUUUUUUACACAAGCUAAGGUCGGCCUUGUCUGUCGGUCCUCUCCUACAUACCUCUUUCCUCAGUUCAUUAAUCUUCUUUUGCACUCACGCCAGGAUGCUCUCUGCUUAGGUUUUCUUCAAAAUUCUUGCAGUUUUUAGCUCCAAAAUUCAAUCUUUCUCCGUGUAGGAUUUAGUAUACUACCGUUCCAUACUCAAGCCCAUGGAAACUAAACAAAUAGGUUCUUCGGCUGGAUAUGGCAACCCUCCAUGGAUCUUCACAGGCAGUGCUCUGUACCAACUACAUCUUGUCAAAUCGAAGACUGCUCGAGCUUUCAUUCCUAAAGAGUUCAGAUUAGUUGAGGCUUUCGGAUAUACUCUAGGUGGAUUCUUCCUUGCUAGUUAUGAUGACAGUCCUGCUGGAACUUUUGACGAGCUUGUGGUGCUUGCGGGAAUUGUGUGGAACCCACCUACGUCUUGCGCAUGGGCUGCCAGGGUGCUUGUGAACAGCGAUGAGGCAUGCAUGCAUGGACGAAAGGAUGUUGGACUUCCAAGCCAAGUAGCCAGAUUUUCAAAGAGAAUGGAACCAAUUCCAAAGGCAUCAAAUAAAGGCAAUCACUUCCUAAGCAUGAUUGGGUUGAGUUCAUUCCCCUCUACUCCUCCUAAUGAUUUCUUGGACAUAAAAGUAGCCGAGAUCAAGGGUCCGAGAGCAAUGGAUAUGUGCAAUAUCAACAUACUCACUCCAGCUCGUAAGCUACCUUCGAAGAAAGAGUGGAUGGGCCCGCUCAUCAAAAUGUCACUCCCUAGUUUUAGCGGUCGCACCAAACAUAAUCCCAAUCUUCUCAAGUACUCUUGCCAGAUCGAAUGCAGGGUGCGGAAAGUGGUGCCGGCAAAAGUUUCAGGCCCAUUUACAUUGAAGGCAGAGAAGGAAAGUUCUGAAUGCCAAAACCAAAGUUCAAUAAUUGAACAAGAAGUUACUCCAAAUAAGAGAAACCUCAGCAUAUCUGUGUUGCUCUCAAAACCAAUUCUAGCUUUACAGUUUAGUUGUCUGAAAAUGAAAGUUGAAGCUCCUACUGUUGUUUCUAUGUGCUCAUCAAGAAGUCAUUGAUUGUUUGCAUGUCAAGAAUGACUGACUGAUUUGUUCAUCUGCAGUUCCUAGAUGGAUAUGUAUUAUUAUUAUACUGUUUAGGCAUGUCAAAUACACAACCAACCAAAAAGAAAUUCUUUCAGCUA
This is a messenger RNA of Ipomoea triloba (trilobed morning glory), 1510 nucleotides long. Its product is annotated as protein NEOXANTHIN-DEFICIENT 1. NCBI's taxonomy places the organism in Eukaryota, Viridiplantae, Streptophyta, Magnoliopsida, Solanales, Convolvulaceae. The record is from RefSeq and is a predicted model, not a curated record. The transcript has 12 exons. The coding region runs from base 501 to 1385 and encodes 294 amino acids.